AUGUCUUGGAUUCUCGAUCUCAUGCAUGGCGCCCACAACUGGUACCAUGGGGUCCCCAAGAUAGUCGCCUCAACAAAGAAGACAGACUGUCCUCUGCGUCUUGGCGUCCUCGGAGCAGCCGCGAUAAACCCAGGAGCAAUAAGUGACCCCGUAUCAACGCACCCUGACAUAAUAAUCGCUGGCAUAGCAGCACGAUCUCGGGCCAAGGCCGAGACUCAGAUCAAGCAAUGCAACCUUCAACACGCCAAAGCAUACGAUAGCUACGAUGCUCUACUUGGCGAUCCAUGUAUCGAUGCUGUGUACAAUCCUCUACCAAACGGCCUUCAUGCCGAAUGGACCAUCAAAGCCAUGAGAGCUGGCAAGCACGUCCUGGUGGAGAAGCCCAUAGCUUCUAACGCGGAGCAAGUCCGAGAGAUCAAGAAGGUAGCCGACGAGACCGGAAAAGUGGUAUUAGAAGCUUUCCACUGGCGCCUGCAUCCUGCAGCACACCUGGUCAAGUCGCUGGUGCAAAGUGGCAAGUACGGCAAAGUGCUAGAAAUAUCCGCUCAAAUGGGCUUACCUGCUGGCGCUUUGGCGAAAGACGACAUCCGCUUCAAGUACGAUCUUGUGGGCGGAAGCUCAAUGGAUUUGACGUACGCAUAUAGCGCCGUCUCAUACUUUGCCACACCUUCGCUCUAUGGAGCAGAGAUCAAGGUUCUGUCCGCCAAGCCUCGACUCAACGCCACCGACCCCAAUAUCGACGAUGCGAUGGACGCAUCUUUCACAAUCCGGGAAGGGAACGAUACAGUCCUCUGCCAUACCUCCGUCGACCUAGCCGUUCCCUGGCUCUUUGGGGUCAUACCCCCGAUUUGGAAAUUGACGGCGACUUGUGAUAUCGAGCUGGAAAAAGCUAAGAUCUCCUUCCCAAAUUUCCCGGGCGCUUGGCUUCAGCAUUCAAUCUUGGUCACUGACAAGGCAACUGGCAAGGUGGAAAAGUACAGCGCUUAUGUCGAUGGGCCGGAGUGGAAGAAUUGUGGUCAGCGAUGGUGGACUACGUAUCGCUACCAGCUCGAAGCAUUCGUAAAAGGUGUGCGGGCUGUGCAAGGUGGCAAAACAGCCGAUGAAGUAGCGAAGAUGGAUGAGAUCAGUUGGGUGAGCCUGGUGGAGUCUGAAGCGGAAGUAGCCAUCAUUGAUAAAGUCUACGAGAAGGCUGGUUUGCCUCGGAGGAGGUGA
Messenger RNA from Recurvomyces mirabilis, 1212 nucleotides. RefSeq lists its product as uncharacterized. Bases 1 to 1212 code for a protein of 403 amino acids. The transcript is spliced from 2 exons. The record is from RefSeq and is a predicted model, not a curated record. Gene Ontology annotation, molecular function: nucleotide binding. Lineage: Eukaryota; Fungi; Ascomycota; Dothideomycetes; Mycosphaerellales; Teratosphaeriaceae.